Messenger RNA from Trachymyrmex cornetzi, 261 nucleotides. RefSeq names its product NADH-ubiquinone oxidoreductase chain 1-like. The record is from RefSeq and is a predicted model, not a curated record. Gene Ontology annotation, biological process: aerobic respiration. Gene Ontology annotation, cellular component: membrane; respiratory chain complex I. The annotation marks the transcript as partial. NCBI's taxonomy places the organism in Eukaryota, Metazoa, Arthropoda, Insecta, Hymenoptera, Formicidae. The transcript has 2 exons. Gene Ontology annotation, molecular function: NADH dehydrogenase activity.
AUGAUUAGUAUUUUAUAUAAGUAUGUUAGAGUAUUAGCUGAAUUAAAUCGGAGGCCGAUGGAUUUUGUUGAGGGGGAGUCAGAAUUGGUGUCAGGAUUUAAUGUAGAAUAUUUUAGAGGUGUAUUUGCUUUAAUUUUUAUAGCUGAGUAUGGAAUAAUUAUAAGUAUAAUAGUUUAUUUGAUUAUUUUAAUUCGUGGGGUUUUACCUCGGAUGCGAUAUGAUGAAUUAAUAUAUUUAUGUUGAAAGAUUGUGUUACCAUUU